AAAUGCAUGGAAGCCGCGACUGAGUAUCCCAAGGGGAGGAAAGAUUCAUUCAGACCUUCUCAAGAGCUGCUCUUCAGGGAGAACUUCCAGGGAGAUCCAAGUCAAGACGCUACGGAAGAGAGUAGAAAGCUGUCCUUGGUCUGUUUAGAAUCACCUCCUUGUGCUGGAGCUGAAUCGCUACUUGAGGAUAUCGUUUCUUUUGAGGAAGUGGCUGUGUAUUUCUCGGAGGAGGAGUGGUCUCAAUUGGAUGCUGACCAAAAAGAGCUCUACGGAGAAGUCAUGGUGGAGAAUUCCAGGAAUCUCUUUUCUCUGGGCUUUAAUGGGCAAGAGAAUAAGAAUUGCAAGGAGGAACACCAAGCAAUCCAUUUGAAAAAGGGGAAAAGGAAAUUUGUAGAUCAGAAGCAACCAAAGAGUGAUGAAGCAAAGCAGUCACAAAGUGGAAUUAAGAGAAGUCUUCCUUGGGUCAGUUGGCUUCCUAACCAUACAGUGAUUGAUACGAGAGAAAGACCAUAUAAAUUCAUGGAGGGUGGAAAGUGGUUCAAUAAAUCCGAUCGUCGCAUUUCUCAUAACAAGACACAUUCAGAAGAUAAACAAUUUACUUGCAUGGAGUGUGGAAAGACCUUUACUCGUAGCUGUAAUCUUAAUAUCCAUAGGAGGAUCCACACAGGAGAGAAACCAUAUCAAUGCAUGGAGUGUGGAAAGACCUUUACUCGUGGCAGUCAUCUUAAUACCCACAGGAGGAUCCACACAGGCGAGAAACCGUAUCAGUGCAUGGAGUGUGAUGAGACCUUCUGUUAUUAUAAGACUUUUAUAAUCCAUCAAAGGAAUCACAGAGGAGAAAGACCUUAUAAAUGCAUGAAAUGUGGAAAAAGCUUUACUGGUAGCAGUAGUCUUAAAUCCCACAACUUGAUUCACACGGGAGAGAAGCCAUAUCAAUGCAUGGAGUGUGGAAAGAGUUUUAGGAAGAGUGGUAAUCUUAAUACCCACAGGAGGAUCCACACAGGAGAGAAACCGUAUCAGUGCAUGGAGUGUGGAAAGACCUUUACUCAUGGCAGUCAUCUUAAUACCCACAGGAGGAUCCACACAGGAGAAAAACCAUAUCAUUGCAUGGAGUGUGAUGAGACCUUCUGUUACUAUAAGACACUUUUAACACAUCUGAGGAAUCACAUAAGAGAAAGGACUUUAAAAUGCAUGUAGUGUGGAAAGACAUUUACUCGUGGCCGUCAUCUUAAUUCCCACAAGAGGAUCCACACAGGAGAGGAGCCAUAUUGAGGCAUGGAGCGUGGGAAGGGUUUUAGGAAGAGUAGUCAACUUACCUCCCAAAAUAAGACUUACACAGGAGAGAAACCAUAUCAAUGUAUUGAGUGUAGAAAGAUCUUUACUCGUAAAGGUCUUAAUUCCCACAAUAGAAGCCAAACAGAAGAGAAAUC
Messenger RNA from Pseudonaja textilis, 1430 nucleotides. Lineage: Eukaryota; Metazoa; Chordata; Lepidosauria; Squamata; Elapidae. The record is from RefSeq and is a predicted model, not a curated record.